AUGUCCCUGAGGGCCACCUCCCAUGGGGACCUGCAGGCGCUCUCCCUGGGGAGAACCCCGGUCCUGGACGGGGGGCUGUACAAGUCCUACUCCCUGAGCAGCAGCAACAUGAACAGCAGUGGCGUGCGCUUCGGGAAGGACGAAGGCAUGGAGGAGCUCAAGUCCAUCUCCAAGCCCUCGCUCACCAACCGCAGGCCUGUCCGCGCAGUCCGGCCCAUCAGCGCAGGGGGCACCUUCCUCCAGAUCAACCACCUGCAGGGGGAACUGGUCAGAAAGAGAAAGGAGUGUGAGGACCUGAAGAAGGAGAACAAGUACCUGUCCAAUGAGAUCUACAUGGAGAGGAUCAUGAUGCGGACAGAGAACGAGCUGACCAUGAGGAACCUGCGCAACCUUAACCAGGAGCUACAGGCCCAAGUGAAAGAGCUGAAACAGAAGCUGCACCUGAGCCAGCAGAGGGCCACACUGUGCUCCCGGGCAGCAGAGGAUGCAGAGCUGAAGCGCGGAGAGGCAGAGAAGACCAGGGCACUGGCGGAGGCACGAGCCAUGGACAGCCGUCAGGAGAUGGACGUAGCACUGGACAACAGGGCCAAAGUGAACGACGAACUGCAGCAGCUCAAAAAAGAGCACACAGAUGUCCAGCUGUCGUUAGCCAAAGCAGAGAAAAACUACUUUGAAACAAAGCUGAAGCUGGACAGAGUAUCCUCUGAGAAGCAUGUUCUGCUGGAGGAGAACCGAGGACUAGAGGAGGAGAGGAAGAACAUGCGGCACAGGCUGAAGGAACUCACAGAGGAGAAUGUGAAGAUCAGAGAGAAGGAGGUGAGCUCCAGACGCAGAGCUCUAGCGGCCGAUGAGCAGAGCGAGAGGUCCAGCAAGGCGCAGCAGGAGAGCGAGCAGGCCAGGCGGCUGGCAGAGAGGGAGCGGGAGGAGCGCACCGGCGAGUGCCUGGGCUGGAGGGAGAAGCACCAGACGCUGGAGAACGUCCUCAAGACUCAGGAGGACCUCAAGGCCCAGCGCAGGAACAAAGCAGAAGGAGAUCCCGUUUACAUCUCCACACCAGAACCAGCUAGUGAUGACACAGAGACAAGCUCGUCAUCAAGGACCAUGUUCAGAGUGUCUGCGCCUCGGGCAGGGAGGGAUUCUGGCCCCUCUUACUUCAGUGACCUUUCACCCAUGGGAGCAGACACUCCAGACCCAGGACUAGCCAGGAGGAGCAGGAAAGUGGUGGAAUACUUCUGGAUCCCCACAGAUGAGGAAUGA
Molecule: messenger RNA, 1257 nt
Organism: Sardina pilchardus (European sardine)
Lineage: Eukaryota; Metazoa; Chordata; Actinopteri; Clupeiformes; Clupeidae
Product: M protein, serotype 2.1
Exons: 7
Coding region: 1-1257 (418 amino acids)
Source: RefSeq, a predicted model, not a curated record